GCUCGCCGCGAUUAUUGCAACUAUACGCGCCACCUAGUGCACGCACACACAGUUGGCAACGCUCAGCCGUUCGUCAGCACGCCUCACCGCAACUCAGCGAGCCAGGAACGCCGGGAAACGCGUCCAGCAAGUGCUGUGUAAUCCAUACACAUACAGCCAUCCUCGUCGUACGCGACGAGCUAGACCAAAGCACUCCUCAGAGUCGACGACAGCAUCGAAACGAACAGCAAAAUGGCGAAAGACAAAGUACCAGUAACAAUCUUGACCGGCUUCCUCGGCUCGGGCAAGACGACGCUGCUGAACCACAUCUUGACCGCCCAACAUGGCAAGAAGAUUGCGGUGAUUGAGAACGAGUUCGGCGAAGUUGGUAUUGAUGACGCCCUCAUAAAACCGAAGCUCAAGACGGAUACUGAAGAAGACGUCAUCGAGAUGAUGAACGGCUGCAUCUGCUGCACCGUGCGCCAGGAUCUGGUGGAAGUGUUGAAGAAGCUGGCUAAACGAAGCGAGAAGGGCCUCAAGUUAGAUGCCAUCGUGAUUGAGACCACUGGAUUAGCCGAUCCGGCGCCCGUCGCGCAGACGUUUUUUGUGGACGACGACGUCAAGGAGUUCUGCACGCUCGAUGGCAUCAUCACGUUGGUCGACGCGAAGCACGUCGUGCAGCACCUCGACGAUGAGAAGCCCGAGGGUGCCGAGAACGAAGCGGUGGAACAAGUAGCCUUCGCCGAUCGGUUGAUCCUCAAUAAAUGUGAUUUAGUACCUGAAGAAGCGGAACUCAAGAAGGUCGAAGAUAGAUUAAGGGCCAUCAACAAGUUCGCGCCGAUUGUUCGUUCUACGCAAGCGAAAGUUUCGGCAGACCAAGUCCUGAACAUCAAGGCCUUCGACCUCGAAAAGACCCUAGAGAUGGACCCCGAGUUCCUCAACACCGAGGGCGAGCACGAGCACGACGCGACAGUAACUUCGGUGGGAAUUACAGUCGACGGCGAGGUCGACCUCGGCAAGUUCAACGCCUGGCUCGAGCCCAUCGUCACGGAGAAAGGAGUCGAUAUAUAUCGAAUGAAGGGCGUCAUCGCCAUCUACGGGGACCCGAACAAGUACGUUUAUCAUGCGGUGCACAUGAUCUUUAGCGGCGCCUACACGGACCCCUGGGGGGAUGAAGAAAGGUGCUGCAAGCUCAUGUUCAUCGGCAAGAACCUCGACAAGGAGGAGCUGGAGCGGGGCUUCGAGGCGUGCCGCGUCGAGGGGAGCGCGGCCAAGAAGCAGAAGACGUCGGCGUAG
Pelagomonas calceolata is the source of this 1275-nucleotide messenger RNA. NCBI's taxonomy places the organism in Eukaryota, Pelagophyceae, Pelagomonadales, Pelagomonadaceae. The record is from the annotation of a GenBank genome assembly.